AUGAGGACCAGGUCAGGACUGGACCAUUCUCUCAGCGCAGGACCUUGGAAACACCAGACGCCGAUGGCUUCGUCCCAGGUUCGGCUGAGGAUCCUCCCCAGUGUCCGCUGCUUAUUCGACAAACCAGUGCAGGUGAAGGUGGAGGGUCUCUCUCCUCACGCACCCGUCGUCCUCCGCUCCAAAGUACUGGACGACAGAGGUGUAGUGUUCAGAGCCGAGGCCCAGUACCAAGCAGACCAUGGGGGACAUGUGGACGCGUCUCGGGAUCCCUCUCUGGGAGGUAGCUACACAGGAGUGGAGCCAAUGGGACUGUUCUGGUCCAUGUUACCAGAGACGCCUCACAACAAGCUGCUGAAGAAGAGUGCCCUGACCCCAAUGCAGGUGCAGAUCUCAGCGCUGAGCGGGGAGACCGUGCUGGCCACCGAGGUCAACCAGCGAGAGUUCAUGCCCGAGGGAAUGAGGAGGAUCCCAGUGAGGGAGGGGCGACUGAGGGGAGUGCUGUUUGUCCCACCUGGACCAGGCCCUUUCCCGGGGAUCGUGGACUUGUACACUUUCGGGGGAGGACUGAGUGAACCCAGGGCCAGUCUGUUGGCCUGUAAAGGAUUUGUUGUUCUGGCUCUGGCCUAUAAAGGCUACGAGGAUUUACCCAAGAAUCCUGAGUACUUGGACUUGGAGUACUUUGAAGAGGGCGUGACGUAUCUGCGCAGUCAGCCUCAGGUCGCUGGCUCUGGUGUCGGGGUCAUCUCCAUCUCUCACAGCGGCGGCCUGGCCCUCUCCAUGGCGUCCUUCCUCGACCACAUCGCCGCCACCGUCUGCGUCAACGGCUGCAACGCCAACACGGUGAUCCCCCUGCGCUACAGAGACCUGGUCCUUCCUCCGCUUCAACCUGUCCUGGAGAACGUCAGCGUCCUCCCCGAUUCCGGCCUCUUGAACGGCCGCCACGCUAUGCCCGAUCCCUUGCUCCACCCCUCCUCCCUCAUCCCCAUCCAACGAGCCACCUCCCACUUCCUGUUAGCGGCCUCAGAGGACGACCAUAACUGGGAAAGUGCCCUCUACGCCAGACAAGCGGCGGCCAUUUUGAAAAGCCACGGCAAAGACACGUGUUCUCUGGCGGUUUAUUCCAAAUCGGGACACUUCCUGGAGGCGCCGCACAUGCCCUUCUGUCCGUCCGCAGUGCACGCCGUGGUGGGGAGAGCGGUGGCGUUCGGAGGAGAAGCGAGAGCACACGCACAGGACCAGCUGCAUCUGUGGGAGCGAGUCCAGAGAUUCUUCAAAAGGCACUUGGGAGAUCUCUCUCUAUGA
This is a messenger RNA of Knipowitschia caucasica, 1302 nucleotides long. The record is from the annotation of a GenBank genome assembly. NCBI's taxonomy places the organism in Eukaryota, Metazoa, Chordata, Actinopteri, Gobiiformes, Gobiidae.